Molecule: messenger RNA, 3443 nt
Organism: Humulus lupulus (European hop)
Lineage: Eukaryota; Viridiplantae; Streptophyta; Magnoliopsida; Rosales; Cannabaceae
Product: putative receptor-like protein kinase At3g47110
Exons: 2
Coding region: 106-3087 (993 amino acids)
Biological process (GO): protein phosphorylation
Cellular component (GO): plasma membrane
Molecular function (GO): ATP binding; protein kinase activity; protein binding
Source: RefSeq, a predicted model, not a curated record
GUAUAACAUUGUCUUGAUAUAGUUUAGAUAAUAACAGAGAGAAUGGGGUACAGUCCGAAGCUCCUAUCUGCAAUGAUAUAAUGUAUUCUCUUUGUUUUACUCCUCAUGCCAUGUAGUUCUGCAUUUGUUUGUGAGAAAUACAAUGACUGCCAGAUGCUCCUCAAAUUCAAGAAAGGCAUAACAAGUGAUCCUCAUGGUAAUCUUCAAGCUUGGAAUGAAGCCAACCCCUUCUGCAACUGGACUGGAGUCACAUGCCACCAACAUCUCAAAAACCGGGUCACUGCUCUUGAACUCGUAGACAUGGGAUUGCAAGGAAGUUUAUCACCAUUUCUGUCCAAUCUUUCGCUUAUCACGAAGCUACAACUGCAUACCAACAGAUUUCAUGGAGAAGUGCCAAGUUCUUUUGGAGACCUCUCAGAAUUAUCACACUUAAAUCUGAGUUAUAAUAAUCUUCAAGGUGACAUCCCGGCUUCACUACAAGGUUGUCAUAGCUUGAAACUCAUGGACUUGUCAAACAACAAUCUAUCUAGGGUCAUUCUCCAGGAAAUUGGUUCGUUGAAGAAUUUGACAUGCUUAGCUCUCGCUAACAAUAGUCUUACAGGAUCCAUACCAUCCUUUCUGUCAAACUUGACCAAAUUGACAACUUUAGAACUUUCUUUCAACUCCUUUAUAGGGAAAAUCCCGCCAGAGCUUGGAGCAUUGAAAAAGCUAGAGAUAAUGUAUUUACAUGUGAACUAUCUUGAGGGAUCAAUACCUCCAGAGAUUAGCAACUGCACUGCUUUACUCGAAAUUUCGCUGAUUCAGGAUGGCUUAAGUGGAGAAAUCCCUCCAGAGUUGGGUUCCAAGCUGCAAAACUUACAGAAGUUGUACCUGUCAAUAAACAAGUUUACUGGGAAAAUACCAGUGAAUCUCUCCAAUCUUUCUCAGCUGAUAUUACUUGAUUUAAGCAUUAACAAACUACUGGGGGAAGUCCCUCCAGAGUUGGGGAGGCUUAAAAAUCUUGAGAAUCUUUACCUUCAUUCCAAUGACCUGGUUAGCGGCUCUGAUAAUUCUUCUCUAAGUUUCUUAACCGCUCUCACAAAUUGUUCACGUUUGAAGAAACUACACUUGGGUUCGUGUUCGUUCGCUGGAAGGCUACCAGAUUCUGUUGGAGGUCUUUCAAAAGAGUUGUACUACUUUAAUCUUAACAGAAACCGCAUCACAGGAUACAUACCAGACAUCAUUGGGAACUUGAGAAGCCUAGUCAAUUUAAACUUGUCAGGUAACUUCUUGACUGGAAAAAUCCCCGCAGGACUUGGAAGGUUUGGCCAAUUGCAAAGGUUAAACUUGGCAAGAAACAAAAUCAUGGGGGCAAUACCAGAUGAAAUGGGACAUAUGCUAAAUCUUGGAUCACUGGAUCUUGGUGAUAAUUUGAUUAGUGGGUCAAUUCCACCUUCUUUUGGCAAUCUUUCACAAUUGAGGUAUCUCUAUUUGUCUCAUAACAACCUUUCAGGAGAGUUUUCCAUUGAACUCACCCAAUGUUCUCUAUUAAUGUUGCUUGAUCUAUCUUACAACCACUUCAAAGGAUAUGUUCCUCUACAGAUUAGCUAUUUCUCUGGCUUGUCUCUUUCACUUAAUCUGUCAAACAACAAUUUUGAAGGACACAUACCAGAGACUAUUGGAAAGCUAAUAUCUGUACAGGAAAUUGACUUUUCCAAUAAUAACUUUACUGGUGUCAUACCAAGUUCAAUCGGAGGCUGCAUUGCUUUGGAGUAUCUUAACUUCUCUAACAACAUGCUUCAAGGUUCUAUUCCAGAGUCAAUGAAAGAAAUCACAUAUCUUGGAGUUUUGGACUUGAGUCAUAAUCAAUUAAAUGGCACUAUUCCAAGUUGGAUUGGAAAUGAACGGGUGAUCAAGACCCUCAAUCUAUCCUAUAACAGAUUAUCUGGAGAAGUUCCCAAAAAUGGAAGUUUUGAUAAUUUUACCAGAAACUCAUUUGUGGGGAAUGUGGGAUUGUGUGGUGGCUCAACACAAAUGGGUCUUCCCACAUGUAAAGUCCAGCACCAAAAAGACAAGACAAAGAAGAGGGUGUUAUUCUAUGUGAUCUCAUCAGUUACGCUAAGCUUACUUGUUCUGUUGGUUGGGUUCGUUACUAGGUACUUUCUCUUCAAAAUAAGGGAUGGAAAACAACAUUACACAGUUACAAGUUAUUUCUCGAGCAUUCACGGGACCAGUACUUACACCCAAAGAGAGCUUGAAAGUGCUACAGGUGGAUUCAAUGAGGCUAAUCUUCUUGGCCAAGGUAGCUUUGGAUCAGUCUAUAAGGCAGUCAUUGAUCAAGGAAAAACUACUGUUGCAGUGAAGGUCUCUCAUGAAGAAUCUAGUCAGAGUUACAAAAGCUUACAAAGAGAAUGUGAAAUAUUGUCCAAAAUCAAGCACAGAAAUCUAAUUAGAAUUAUAGGAUCAACCUGGACUUCACAGUUCAAGGCUCUUGUUCUAGAGUUUAUGCCAAAUGGGAACUUGGAACAGCAUUUGUAUCCUAAUAGGUUAGAAGAGGAAGAUCCUUGUAAAUUGACAUUGGAAGAAAGGUUGUCUAUAGCUAUAGAUAUUGCCAGUGGGUUGGAGUAUCUUCAAGAUGGCUGUCCUACUCAAAUUGUACAUUGUGAUUUGAAACCACAAAAUGUGCUUCUUGACAAUGAUAUGGUGGCUCAUAUAGCAGAUUUUGGAAUUGGAAAGCUUCUUUUAGACAAACCAAAUGGAGAAGCUAGCACAGCAGGUUUUCUAAGAGGAUCAAUUGGUUAUAUUCCCCCAGAAUAUGGACAGGGGAUUGAAGUAUCAGUUAAAGGAGAUGUAUAUAGCUUUGGUGUAAUUCUUCUUGAGAUGAUAUCCAGAAAGAGACCCACAAGUAGUUUGUUUCAAGAUGGGCUUGAUCUGAGGAAAUGGAUACUUUCUUGCUGCCCAAACAACAUUUCUGAUAUUAUUGACAUCACUCUAAAAAAGCAAGCCACCAUAGAAGGCUUAGUUGGCAGUGUAGAGAGGCUUGAGGAAUGUUGCAGUAGUUUGCUUCAUGUGGCAUUGUCAUGCAUAGAAGACAACCCUCAUCAAUGACCUCUGAUGUCUUCGGUUGUAAAUAUGCUGCUGAAUAUUUUAAAGGAACUGUGAUUUGAAGCUUCAAAUAGAAAUAAAGAGUUACAAUUGUCAGAAGAAUGAAGGAAAGUCACACAGCUUUAUAGAGGCAAUAGAUGUCAGUUAUAGACUUUUUCAAUCAAUGUUAGAGGAAUUUAUAUAGAAAAUUUUCAAGGGUUACUCGUAUAUGAUCAGAAAGUAUUAAGUUGUCUGUGAAUUUGUGACUUAUGUUGGGAAUGAUUCAUUCCAGUCUUUGUAAUAUAAAUUGUUUUCAUCUUCCUUCUUGGUUCUUGGUUCUGUUUUUGCUAUCAAAAUAAAUGAAACAGAAACUUGCCUGU